AUGGAUACCUCAACAUCUCCCUUUCCCUCUCCCAUGUCCAUCCUCAACACCACCGCCACCAACACACCCUUCCAUGACCUUCCAGAAGUUUCUCCUAAGCCAUACAAGAAGAGCAUAGUCACCACCUUGAUGGAAGCUGCCACCUUCAUCACCCCUUCCUUCAAAGAAGACACAUACUUCGUGUCCCACCUAAAAUCUUCGGAGAAGAAAGCACUGCAAGAGCUCAAGGACAAGCUCGUGGCUUCUGAAUCGAACCACAUUUCCAUGUGGGGUGUUCCUUUGCUUGGUGGUGAUGAUAGAGCUGAUGUGUUGCUCUUGAAGUUCCUCAGAGCUAGGGACUUCAGGGUUAACGAUGCUUUCAACAUGCUUCUCAAGUGCUUGUCUUGGAGGAGUGAGUUUGGUGCUGACAACGUUGUCGAUGAAGAAUUGGGGUUCAAAGAGCUUGAAGGUGUUGUUUCUUAUACGCAAGGCUAUGAUAGAGAGGGGCACCCUGUGUGCUACAAUGCUUAUGGGGUGUUCAGAGACAAGGACAUGUAUGAGAGGAUUUUUGGUGAUGAAGAGAAGCUGAAGAAGUUCUUGAGGUGGAGGGUUCAAGUUCUUGAGAGAGGAAUCAACCUUCUCCAUUUCAAGCCUGGUGGGGUCAAUUCUCUCAUUCAGGUUACAGACCUUAAAGACAUGCCUAAGAAAGAGCUCAGGCUUGUUUCUAAUCAGAUCCUCUCUCUGUUCCAAGACAACUAUCCUGAAAUGGUUGCUCGUAAGAUUUUCAUCAAUGUACCCUGGUACUUCAGUAUGUUGUAUUCAAUGUUCAGUCCAUUUCUGACCCAAAGAACUAAGAGCAAGUUUGUGAUUUCUAAGGAAGGAAAUGCUGCAGAUACACUCUACAAAUUUAUAAGGCCUGAGGACAUUCCUGCUCGAUAUGGAGGACUGAGUCGGCCAAACGAUUUACAGAAUGGUCCCCCAAAACCAGCAUCUGAGUUUACAGUUAAAGGAGGAGAGAAAGUGAACAUCCAAAUAGAAGGAAUUGAGAGUGGUGCCACUAUCACAUGGGACAUUGUGGUUGGAGGCUGGGACUUGGAAUACAGUGCUGAGUAUGUCCCAAUAGCAGAAGGUAGCUACAUCAUAGCAGUUGAGAAGCCAAGGCAGAUUGAAGCCUCAGAAGAAGCAAUCCAUAACUCAUACACAUCAAAAGAACCAGGCAAAAUGGUACUCUCUAUUGAUAACACUGCUUCAAGGAAGAAAAAAGUUGCUGCUUAUCGCUAUUUUGUCCGCAAAUGCUGCAACACACCAUCUGAGACUCAGUUAAGCCUCCAACAGUUGUAG
This is a messenger RNA of Gastrolobium bilobum, 1320 nucleotides long. Its product is annotated as patellin-6-like. The transcript has 4 exons. The record is from RefSeq and is a predicted model, not a curated record. NCBI's taxonomy places the organism in Eukaryota, Viridiplantae, Streptophyta, Magnoliopsida, Fabales, Fabaceae. Gene Ontology annotation, molecular function: lipid binding. Bases 1 to 1320 code for a protein of 439 amino acids.